UUAGAACGAUUUUAAAACCGAUUUAUUAGGUACAAAUGUAAAAACUGGGGAUACAUUUUUAACCCUUCUUGUCUUUUAUUUUGAAAAAUAAGAGCGGAAUAACGUUUGUAGGUCGUUGCUGAGGACUUCACCUUUCCUCGAGUUGCACGCAAUAGAAAUUGUUUGGAGACACUUAGGUAGCCAUUUGAAAACAUUGAUUUUCCCGGGAACAGGACGAUGGAAUGAUGAAGUGAUUCGUUCUUCUCACAGGCUAACUGUCAUCAUUUCUGCUCAGAGAAACAUGCAGCACUGCUCAUCUCCAGUAUUAGAGGAAGGAGAUGAAAUGGAGGGUGUUAAGGAGAAGCAUAAUCGACUUUCUCGACCACACAGGAUCAGCGAGAAUUCGAAGGUGUAUCGAUGGGCUGACCAAGCCGUUUACCUUCUACAGGGUUUAAAUGAGCAGCGAGAAUGUGGUCAGUUGUGUGAUGUGGUCUUGGUGGCAAACGGACAGCGGGUUCACGCCCACCGUGCCCUGCUGGCCGUCUCCAGCCCGUACUUCCAGGCCAUGUUCACCCUUGGUAUGCGGGAGGAGCGGCAAGAUGAGGUGGAGCUUGUAGGUGCCUCGUUUGUGGGGGUUAAGGCGGUUGUGGACUUCCUCUAUAGUGGCGAGUUGUCCUUGGAUGGUGGAAACGUUGACUACGUACUGGAGACGGCUCACCUGCUGCAGGUUUGGCAGGCUGUCGAUUUCUGUUGCCAGUAUCUGGAGAAAGAGGUCAAUGAGGACAACUAUCUGUACCUGCAGGACCUGGCGAUGCUUUACAGUUUGGAGCGUCUGGACACCUUCAUAGACCGCUUUGUUCUGGAGCGAUUCAGCACUCUCUCCUUCAUGCCCAAGUUCUUGAAAGAUGUGGGAUUAUCCAAACUCUGUUCUUACUUAGCCAGUGAAGAUGUGCAGCAUGAGAGUGAGCAGACCCUACUCCAGGUGGCCCUCCAGUGGCUCAGCCAAAAGCCUGAGCGCUUGCCGUUUGCCCACCAGCUCCUUUGCCAUGUCCGCUUGGCCCUGAUUGCACCUGUGGAGUUGGCAGAGCAUGUCCUGCCUGCUGUACGCUCUUUAAUGCCACCGGAUUCAGGCUGCCAAGCUCUGGUGGAGGAAGCACUAGGUUACCAUGCUCAUGUCAGUGCUCAGCCUGUACUACAGACUGCACAGUCAGCCCUGAGAGGAGGAGUGGAGCACCUGUUGCUGGUUGGAGGAGAGGUGUAUGAGCGUGGUGAAGAGCUUAGCACUGAUGUAAACUGGCUAGAUGAAGAAGCAGGAGUGUGGGUUGUAGAGACACAGCUACCCGCUCAGAGGAGCCACCACUGCGUUGCAGUUCUGGGGGGAUUCAUCUUUAUCGCUGGGGGGAGUUCGUCACGGGAUAACUGGGGAGAUGCUGCAAGUAACAUACUCUACCGAUAUGACCCACGUAACAACACCUGGUUCAAGGGUGCCAACAUGAACCAACGGCGAGUUGAUUUCUAUCUCGGAACCAUGGGAGAUUGUGUGAUUGCUGUUGGGGGACGCAAUGAAAGUGGCGCCCUAUCAUCUGUUGAGGUCUAUCAUCCUGUGGAGGAUUACUGGACCUAUGUAGCUGGGCUGCCAAGGUUAACUUAUGGCCAUGCUGGCACAACACACAAAGGUGUAGUGUACAUCUCAGGAGGCCAUGACUAUCAGAUCGGACCUUAUCGACGUGACAUGCUCAGUUAUGACCCGGGUGCCGGGGGCGCAUGGGUAGAGCGGCAGGCUAUGCCUCUAGCUCGAGGCUGGCACUGCAUGGCAUCACUGCACGACCGAAUCUAUGUAAUUGGUGGCAGUGAUGACCGUGAGGACAGCAUGGAGCGUUUUGAUGUGCUAGAAGUAGAAGCCUUUGACCCACACACUGAGCAGUGGAGCAGGGUCGCCCCACUGUGCUACCCAAACAGCGAAGCAGCUGUUGCUGUAUGGGAUGGAAAGAUCUACGUUAUGGGAGGCUAUACCUGGGAGCACAUGGACUUCUCAGAAAACACUCAGGUGUUCAAUCCAGAGAAGGGCCAGUGGGUGAUGGGACCCAACCUACCAAGGUACAUUGCUGGGGCCUCUGCGUGUGUGUGCACAGUCCGAGAUCGAAAGUCCUGCAGCACUGAGCAGAACAGGACAGGAGGGAAAGAGAAAGACAAGCAAAACACAAGUCAAGGACAAGACAGAUGACUGGAAGUAAAAAAAAAAAAAAGGUUCAGUAAUGUGCCCUGAUGGGGCAGUUAUUCUCCCGACAUGCAGGUUACAGCACCAAGGGUGCAGGCCCUUAUCAGACACCAGUACUUGCUUAUGGAAGCCGGAAUUGGACUGAUUAAGUUUGGAAUUGCUGAUUACUAAAGGUUGAUGUUACAGAUGCUUCUUCAGUCUUUUAUUAUUCAGGGUGAUUCUAUGUGUAGGAAUAAUCUGCAGUGUCACUCAGUUUUGUGCUGAAGCAGUUUGCUCCAUGGCUUGGUUUAUGUGAAAUGUUUGCAUUUGCAUUUCUCAAUAAUAACAGAUUAUCAUGAGCAAUCACUUUUAUUAUUAGAUGAAAACAUUCAGAACGUGGCAUCGGUUUAUCCGUCGUCUCUGAGGCUCAGUUUAGCACAGUGUGUGUUACAAUCACAGUCAAGUUCGGCACUAACACUCUUGAGUGAGUAUUUUAAAUCAGACGAUUUGUUGUAGUCGAAAUGCAUUUGUUUAAAAUUUCCAUCUGAUCAGAAGAAAGAUGAAACACGUCUCUCUUUCUCAUGCAUACAGGAUUAAUGACAUUUCACUUAAAAAGGGUAGUAAGGAUGAGAUUCCAGCCUGUGGGGCAAAAAAAAAAGAUAGUUCACAUGUAUUUGUUUUUGGCUGCUCUUUUAAAACUGUUGUUUGAUGAGACGUGUGAGUGAGACGAGUGUUUUCUCUUACUCUUCUAUAAUGCAGGCCUUCCAGCCACGAUUCAGAGACCUGAGUGCACUCAUAUCCUCCAAGUCCAGGCUGAAAUCAAAGAUCUGCAAAAUAUACACCAGGACAUUAUUGUAGACAUUAUGGAAAUGUCUCUAUUUUAAAAUACUUCUUAUCUUUACCAGCCUGCAGGUCACUUGUGUACAAAUAAAACUGAAGUGUAAGGGCCUUUUUACACCUGGUCACUUCAUGUGUUUUCUCUGA
This is a messenger RNA of Tachysurus fulvidraco (yellow catfish), 3160 nucleotides long. RefSeq names its product kelch-like family member 36 (gene klhl36). Gene Ontology annotation, molecular function: cullin family protein binding. The record is from RefSeq and is a predicted model, not a curated record. The coding region runs from base 281 to 2203 and encodes 640 amino acids. Lineage: Eukaryota; Metazoa; Chordata; Actinopteri; Siluriformes; Bagridae. The transcript is spliced from 5 exons.